AAUUUCGGGGGCGGUAGGAGGUUGUCCCCUCGCUCGUGACGUCAUGCAGGCACGCGCAGUGGGCGGGGCCUCCCGUGUAAUUCUCUCUCCUCCGUUGUGUGUGUUGUCUGUUGUUGUUCGGCCGGCGGAGGAGCUAACCGUUAGCUCCAGCCGUGAAGAAGAUGGUGUAGCGCGAGCGCGCGGAGCAGCUCUCUGGCCUCCGUCCCAUCCUCGGCCUUCAUUCGUUGGGGUCGACCCGGUUGGACCGCGCGUUCGUCGGCUUCACUACGGUGUCGUUCAAUGUAGUCGCUCCAAGCGGGUCGGUGAUAGCGCGAGGCUCAGCCGGACUCCGGCUGCUAGCUUGGGUGCUUCAUCGGUGGUGGUCGAUGGCCCUGAUGUUCUCUUUGUGCGCGCUCGCUGGCCGACCUUUAAUCACAUUAUGCGUUGUUGCGUUAAAGCUGCGAUGCGUUUGUGUCAGCCGAUGCACGUGACCGGGCCGAUUUUGUGCUAACAGCCGCCGUGGCAGCGAAAACCCGGAGCUAGCAGUUCCCAUGUCUUUGUUCGCGUCAGAAAACGGGACACGGUGUCAGAGCAGUUUAGCUGCGCAGGUUAGCGCGGCGGGAAGGCUGGAGCGGUGUUUCUGAUGAGGCUAAAAAUCCCGAUCUCAGAUCAGCUCAUUUCACGGUCAGCUGAGAUGCGGCGCUCGAUUCAGUGACCUUGGACUCAUCAUCUGCAUCCGAUUCAUCCGAAUAAGCCAAACAGCUGGCGGAGACGUCAGGGUUACUAUGGCUCCCAGGUUAGGCUGCAGGCUGAGUGUCGUCUACCUGCUCAUCCUGUCAGCAUGCACUGCUGCUUCUCAAAGGAACGACAACGUCUAUGCAUCUGGCUUUUCCAGUGCCUGCGGCGAUGUGGCGGAGCUCCUCCGGGCGUCCAGCGGCAUCGUCACCAGCCCCGGAUGGCCGUUUCAGUACCCGACCCGGCUGAACUGUAGCUGGAUCAUCAGAGCUCGACCCGGAGACUCCAUCACCAUAAGCUUUCAGGACUUUGAUCUUCAGGGUUCCCAUCGCUGCACCUCCGACUGGAUGUCCAUCAGCAGCUACAGGAGCCUGGACGGCCUCCGGGUCUGCGGAUCCUCGUUGCCGCCGCCUUACAUCACCUCCCAGGACCACGUCUGGAUCCACUUCCACUCGGACGACAGUCUGACGGGGAAAGGCUUCCGACUGUCCUACAUCACCGGUAAGCCAGAAGCCACCAGCUGUGACGUGGACCAGUUCCACUGCUCCAAUGGGAAGUGCAUCCCGGACUGGUGGCGCUGCAACUCCAUGGACGAGUGCGGCGACAACUCUGACGAGGAGCUGUGCGUGGACUCCUCCUUCUCCUUCCAGCCGUGCAGCCUGAACCAGUUCCCCUGCCUGUCCCGCUACACCCGCAUCUACACCUGCCUGCCCCACAGCCUGCGCUGCGACGGCAGCAUCGACUGCCAGGACCUCGGCGAUGAGAUCGACUGUGACGUUCCCACCUGUGGAGAAUGGCUGCGGAACUUUUACGGAUCCUUCAGUUCACCGAACUACCCAGACUUCUACCCUCCAGGUAGCAACUGCACCUGGCUGAUCGACACUGGAGACCACCGCAAGGUCAUUCUGAGGUUUACAGACUUCAAACUGGACGGGACGGGCUACGGAGAUUACGUGAAAGUUUACGACGGACUGGAGGAGAACCCCCGGCGCCUUCUGCGCGUUCUGACUGCCUUCGACUCCAGAACUCCGGUCGCCGUGGUUUCCUCGUCGGGUCAGCUGAGGAUUCAUUUCUACGCCGACAAGAUCAACACGGCCAGAGGCUUUAAUGUCACCUACCAGGUGGAGGGGUUCUGUCUGCCCUGGGAGGUUCCCUGCGGGGGCAACUGGGGCUGCUACGUGGAGCAGCAGCGCUGCGACGGCUACUGGCACUGCCCCAACGGCCGGGACGAGCUGAACUGCUCGUCCUGCCAGGAGGACGAGUUCCCCUGCUCCAGAAACGGAGCCUGCUAUCCCCGAUCGGACCGCUGCAACUACCAGAACCACUGCCCCAACGGUUCUGACGAGAAGAACUGCUUCUUCUGUCAGCCCGGAAACUUCCACUGCAAGAAUAACCGCUGUGUCUUUGAGUCGUGGGUUUGUGACGCGCAGGACGACUGCGGCGACGGCAGCGACGAGGAGAGCUGCCCCGUCAUCGUCCCCACCAGGGUCAUCACGGCGGCGGUGAUCGGCAGCCUCAUCUGCGGCCUCCUGCUGGUCAUCGCCCUCGGCUGCACCUGCAAGCUGUACUCGCUGCGCAUGUUCGAACGCAGGUCAUUCGAAACCCAGCUCUCCAGAGUGGAGGCGGAGCUUCUGAGGAGGGAGGCUCCGCCCUCUUAUGGGCAGCUGAUAGCGCAGGGGCUGAUCCCACCGGUGGAGGACUUCCCUGUUUGUUCUGGCAGUCAGGCUUCAGUCCUGGAGAAUCUGCGGCUCGCCGUCCGCUCCCAGCUCGGCUUCACCUCCCUCAGACUCCCUUACUCCGGUCGCCAUAGCAACCUGUGGCGCAGACUCUUCACCUUCUCCCGAUCCCGUCGGUCGGGCUCCUUGGCCCUGGUCUCCGCCGAUCUGGACGACAGCACCGGCUCUGGCAGCACCGGGAGCUCCGGCUCGGACCUCCUGUCUCCAGACUCCGACGAUACGGACACGGAGAGCGACCGGGGGAGGGAGCGGGGCGUGGGCGCCGUCUGCGGGCCGGUGGCCCCCCUCCCUCACAAAACUCCCCCGCCCUCUGCCGUCGAAGCGGUGGUGUCGCUGGCAGCGCCCGCGGCUUCUGUCACACCAGACCGAUGCCGCGACCGGACCCGGGAGGCUCCGCCUUCCUCCAGCCAGGUCACCGUGGUGACGGCCAGCCAGGAGCCGGAAUGUCACAGGGACUCCUCGGAGGCGCCGGCUCCGUCCAGCUCCGCCCUGCACCGCUUGGCCCAGAACCUGCAUCGCCUUGCCAGGACCUUGACCAGAACCAGCCAAAACCAGCAGAAUCGGGCCAAUCACAGCCCUCUCCACCAGCUGGAGAGAGGAGGAGCCGGCGCCGAGGCAGCAGAGCGGCGAGGGAGCAGGGAUGACGAGGAGGACGUGGAGCUCCUCAUCCCCGCGUCGGACUCUGACUCCUCCUCAUCGUCUUUGAUCAGCGAUGUGCAGCAGCCCCUGCUGGAGCCGCACCCCGCCCUCACCACAGGCCACGCCCCCCACCAUCACCGUGGACACAGUGGUCGAGGAGGGCGGGAUGGUACGUGUGAACACUGCGGGAUGGUGCACACGGCUCAGAUCCCCGACGCUUGUCUGGAGGCCAUGGGCAAGCUGGAGAGCAGUGAUGACGAGCUGCUGCUGUUGUGCUAACGGGCUAACCUGCCAGCUAACAUGCUAACUUUUGAUAGUCUUCUUAAUUAAUCUCUUCAUUACUAUUACCCGUUAUCCAACUAAUCUAACAUUUUCUGCAAGCUAACAUGCUAAAUCACACAUUAAACCUAACUUAUGCUAAACGUUUAGCUUGCUAGCAAGCUAAUCCUUUGUCUCUAAUGCGAACUGACAUUUCUUAAAGCUUUCCAACUAACGAUCUUUUAUCUUACCUGUUUCAUUUCCCACUACCGCUAUCUGAAGUUAAAUCUGUUAGCAUGUUAGCUGGAUCAACGGUUAGCUUCUGUUGAUGUGAAGAUGAACAAACCAGUCAAAGACUUGUCGUUGAUUGGACUGAAACGGUACGAUCUCAAAUCGUGUCGCUGCUUGUGUUCAAAUUCCCUCACUACUAAGUGCACUAAAUUGCCAUUUUGUCGGAGUGAUCUUUAAAUUUCCCAGAAGCCCCUGCAAAAAAAAACGGUGCGUUCGCCACUUUCUAGUGCUGUCCGAAUCUACUAAUUCCAAAUUCGAGUGCACUGAAAAACUAGCGUGCAUCGAUGCUCACUAGAUGACUGAAUAUAGACCACAAUGCAUUGCGAUUGAUCGAUUAUUCAUUUGAAAAUAUGUACGUAUAUUUAUUUUUUUAUAAAUCGUCCAAGUUUUUAAUGAUCAGAAUGCCGUGGAUUCAUAAAUAGUCUUUUAAAAAAAAAUCAUAUUUAAUUUCAAUAAAACAUAUUGUCCGAAACGCAUUAAAAUGGGACUAAUCUAGUCUUCCCGAGUUUUCGGGGGUAGUGAGGGAAUUCGGACGCCGCUGUUGUGCCCCCUCCCCCGGUCCGUCCAUUUACCCCAACCCCCGCUUUCCCUCCCCCUCCGCAAGAAGAACGUCGGUACGUCUGGAAAAGUCCCGGCAGAACAGACUGCACGACAAAAAACCGGAGUUGGGAGAGCUGGUUCAAAGGUCACAACUGUUUUUAAGAUAAGGGUCAUGUGACCAGGAGGCCGGCGCCACAAGGCUUCGCUAGCUUGGUCUUUAUAUGAUAUCUAUUGGAUUUCUACUUGGGUAAAAUGGGGUUCUAUACUGACAGCAGCCACAAAAGUAGAGUUUAGGUACGACUUUCUGCUGAUUUUAACGUUACAUCAAUCGUAGUGGCUUCUGCAGACCUUUGUAUCCACAUGUUUGUAUUAAAACACGCCGGACGUUGACUAAUUAUUAACAGGAAAAACGUCAAUGUAUUGAUUCUGAGAAGUACUAUCAACACGGUUUCUUAUUUGGUUUAAAAGACUGGAAGCACAACAUGCACGUCUUUUCAACUUUUUAAAGAUUGUAUUUACAACUAAAUGUUUCUAUUCAACACCAAAAAAAGAAGAGUCAUUUCGACUCCACCACCAGGCUGCAACUGUUCGUCACAUGACCCUUGUCGAGCGUCUGUUCUUCACGGUGCACGUUCUGGCCGAGGUUCUGGUUCCGUCUUUACCUUCUCUGUUGAGUUUGGAUUCAGAAGUAAAAAGACAAAACAGUCAGAAUGAAGAGAAACAUUGACGGAAUCUUUUUAAGGAAAAGAAAUCUGAACUGGGACCAAAACCAGACGGCAAAAGAAAAGCUGCUUUAUAAACCGCGUGGUUCCGACUUUGUGACAGUUUCACCCUUCCUGGACUGAAGCCUUUCAGAUGCCUGUAUUUCUGAUCUUUGUUACUGUUUUUGGUACUCGGCUGACUUUGUGUGAGUGUGACUGUGUAUAUUUAUUAUUCUUAUCAUUAAUAAUAUGUUUAUGGUUCUUGUGUUAAUUUUGCUGUUGUGUAGAUGUUUUUCAGACCUGCAUGAUUCAGCUUGUUUGAUGUUUUUUGAGUCUGUAAAGUAAACACCUGCUAAACUGCACUAAAGAUUAAAGGGUCACAUUCAGUGAAUUGAUACCAGA
Oryzias melastigma (Indian medaka) is the source of this 5281-nucleotide messenger RNA. RefSeq names its product low density lipoprotein receptor-related protein 12 (gene lrp12). NCBI's taxonomy places the organism in Eukaryota, Metazoa, Chordata, Actinopteri, Beloniformes, Adrianichthyidae. The coding region runs from base 765 to 3368 and encodes 867 amino acids. The transcript is spliced from 12 exons. Gene Ontology annotation, molecular function: protein binding; low-density lipoprotein particle receptor activity. The record is from RefSeq and is a predicted model, not a curated record. Gene Ontology annotation, cellular component: plasma membrane.